GGGAAGGAGGGAGAAGAGUCGGCUGGACAUGGGGCUUUGUGCUGUUCUCCUCAUCUGUCUCUCCCAGGCUGAGCUGGGGAGAGUCUGGGCUCAGGAGCACCAAGGUGCACUGAGUGGGACUCCUCUGCAGAUGGAUGGGGAUCUGUUUGGUUUUUACAGAACCAGGAGGGACCAGCAGACCACGCACAAACACAGAGAAGCACGCAACACAGGAGUAGGCCUUGAUAUCAGCACCCUGCCUGACAACAUAACCCGCGUUGUGGAUGAAUCCGAUCGCUACUACACAUCGCAGUUUUUUGGUCCAACAGACAGACGGACUGAGGAGUUGUGGGUGGAUCUGAACAACCUGCACAAGAGCCAAGUCCAGAUCCACGGCAUCCUGUCCAAUGCACACCGACAGGCAGCGAGGGUGGCACUUUCUUUUGAGUUCCCUUUUUACGGACACCAUAUUAGACAAAUUAUCAUAGCGACCGGUGGGUUUAUCUAUAUGGGGGACAUUACUCAUCGAAUGCUGACUGCCACACAGUACAUCGCUCCCCUCAUGGCCAACUUUGACCCCAGCUUCUCCAAAAACUCAACAGUCAGGUACUCAGACAACGGUAACCAAUUUGUGGUGCAGUGGGACAAAGUUCAGCUAAAGGACAGAGAGGCUGAAGGAGCUUUUACUUUCCAGACAGUCCUCCACAGCAAUGGAACCAUUAUUUUCAACUACAGAGAUAUCCCUAUAUCGGUGGAGAAAAUGAAUUCCACUGAGCAUCCAGUUAAAGUCGGACUUUCUGAUGCGUUCAUGGCACUUCUUCCCAACUCCCAGCCCUCAGAAGGGAUUCGCCGUACUAUCUAUGAGUAUCAUCGUGCUGGGAUUAAUAACUCACAGAUUGUUAGCAGAUCUUCUUUCGAGUUCACACCUCUGCCCACUUGUCUUCAACAUACAUCCUGUGAAAUCUGCCUAACAUCCAACUUGACAACUGGCUGUGGCUGGUGCAACACACUUCAACGAUGUUCUGACGGUAUCGACCGGAACAGACACGAGUGGUUAGACUAUAACUGCCCUGAAGAGGCUAAGGGCAAAUGUGAGGACUACAACCCCGUCCUACCUGAGGGGUCUACGAACUCCUUCAACCAGUCUUCUCCAGGUCCAACACCUUCGCCAACUGUGUUCGAGAAUCAGCCUGUCACUGAAGAUAUACAGACGAGUCCACCAAAGCCUAAGGGGAUAACAGAGAACACGGCCAUCAUAGCAGGUGUAGUGGCUGCACUAGUUCUGCUAGUAGCUCUGACCUUACUGGCCGUCUACUACAUCAACACGCACCCCACAGUAGCUCCACCAUUCUACCUCAUGCAGCGACGCACCAAUAACUACUGGCCCUCCAUGAAGUUCCGCAACCAGGGCUGUCACUCCAGUUACGCCGAGGUCGAGCUUGGGGGUCACGAAAAGGAAGGUUUCAUUGAAGCUGAGCAGUGCUGCUAAGAGUCCUGGACUUGAAGGACACAGUCAGAAGAAGAAAGGACACCAUCUUGAGGACUACAAAGGUAUUACAAGGGGAAAAAUAUGGACGAUCAGGCAGACUAUCGACACAGAGUUACCCUACUUCAACCUUGGCGGCUGGAAAGUGUUUACUGUAACUGCUCUUGUAGCUCUUGCCAGCUUUCUCUGUGUCCUAUGCUCUUUGCCAUCAGACAGGGGAUCUGCCAUACUAUUCAAGGGUUGGAGGGUCUGAAAGGAAGCCAACUGUACAGAAAUGAUGAGACGCAAAGGUGUAACUGUACAAAAACCCAUCAAUGCAAGAGGAUGUCAGGGAAUAAAUCGAACUAGCCUUCAUACUGCAAAUCAACAAACAGCUCAUCUUAACUAUGUGUUUUUGUUUUUACUGAGUUAAUUUUUUUUCUUUCAUGAAAUUUCCAUGUGACCAAUGACUGGUUCAUAAAAUGUUAUAUCUCUGUGGACUUCACUAUAACAGAUAUUUAGCUAUGUAACUGAUAGUGAUUAUAAUGAUCAUCUUGAACUUCUCUGGAAAAAUAUUGUUUGGAGGAUUUUUAGAGACAUCAAAUUAUGAGUGUUUUCUUUUAACAUUUCUGUUUAAAUGUCUUCUAAUAAAAGCUGGUGGUGAUUGUUGA
Molecule: messenger RNA, 2115 nt
Organism: Centropristis striata (black sea bass)
Lineage: Eukaryota; Metazoa; Chordata; Actinopteri; Perciformes; Serranidae
Product: plexin domain-containing protein 1-like
Exons: 13
Coding region: 29-1468 (479 amino acids)
Source: RefSeq, a predicted model, not a curated record